GUUACUACAUAACCUUAAUGUUUGUCCGAAGUGUAUUAUUAUUUGAUGUAAUAACUGUCUUAACUAAGAAGUGAAAUAACUAUUAUAGCUAUUAGUUUUCUAUGAUAGAUACUGUCAUUUUAUAAAUAAUUGAUUUUUUCAUGAAAAUUAUAUUUAGUAUACAUUUUGAUCUAUACAUAACCUGUUAACAUCAAGAGGAAUCUCUUUCCUUAGACUGAUUAAUAACUAAUUGUAUAAUAAUUGGCAACUACAUAACAAUCCAUAAAAAUGAUUACGUUAACAACUUCCAAACACAUUCUAUCUUUAACACCUGAUGUACAAAGUGUAUGCCAAAGAUUUAUUAAAAAACGUAGCAUGAAGGCUGAAAGGAUAAAAAAAUUAAUGAAAGAAUAUAAAUCAGUAUUUGGUGAAUUAAUUGAAACAAAUGCUGAAAAGAAAAAAAGGCUAAAAUUAGAAAAGAAAGGAAAGAUUUCGCAGCAAAAACCAAGUACAACAGAUGCAGAAUUAUCAUGGAUUAUGAAAAAUUCUGGCAAUAAUUUGAAAAAGAUUAAUUCAUCCACCAAGCCACAGAAUAAACUAGUAGAUUCUGAUAAGAAAAUAUUUGAGGCAAAAUUUAGCAAUGUCAAAAUUAAAAGUCCAAACAAUCAGACCAUAAAACAUAGUUUUCAAUAUUCCAAAUCUAAUCUAGUUUUGCAAAAAGUUGAACAUAAAAUUACUAACCCAUCAUGUAAUUUGUCUACAAUUACAUCAGAUAAUAAUAGUGAUGAAAAUAAUUUUGCAGUAAAUAUUUCAAAAUACAUCUGUGAUCAAAAUACAUCUAUAAAGAAGAACAUUCAUAAUAAUGCCUCGUUGUCCAAUCGAAAUUUACCUAGCACUGAAAAUACGAUUGCAAAGUAUGACGUAUCUUCUAAUUCUCAAAAAUUGCCUGACAUUAUUAUAAAAAAUUUGCCAUUUUUUUCAAUUAUGGGCGAUAAAAAAUCUUCCACGCAGUUAACAGAAAUAUUAUCUAUAUCUGGACAAAAUGAUCCUGAAAUAAUAAAAUUUCCCAGUGUAACUAAGAUUCUUACACAAACUAUGCCCCUAGAAUCAAAAUUGGCUUUAGAAGCAUGGAAGGAAAAAAUGAUUAAAAAGCUUGGGCAAGAAGGAUUCGAAAUACAUCAGAAAGCAUUGUUGGAGGAUGGAGCAUCUCUACAUUCGUGUAUAGCGCAGAGUUUGUUAGGGAAAGAAUAUGAAAUUCCUGUGAGAAUCGAACCGGUUUUUAAAAGCGUCCAACACGUUUAAGAUGUGCAUCAUGUAAAGGCGAUUGAAACACACGUAGUUCACAACAAGUUGCGUUACAAAGGCGUAGUCGAUUGUAUAGCUUCUUAUAGGGGUGAAAACUAUCUAAUUGACUGGAAGAAAUCAGAUAAGAAGAAAUUGAAUUUGAAAGCAACGUAUGACGCGCCUGUACAAAUCGCUGCGUAUAUUGGAGCUAUCAAUGCUUCUAAUCAAUAUCCCUUUGUGAUAAAACACGGAUUGCUCGUGAUUGCUUACACGUGCGGCUCACCAGCGACGAUAUACGAGGUGUGCGACAAUACGUUGCAACAAUACUGGACAGCGUGGUUGCGCCGGCUGCAGGAAUAUUAUGUCGAAACAACGAGCAACGAUGACAACAAGAGCAGUAGCCAAUAAAACGCUAAUGUACCGACA
Messenger RNA from Nylanderia fulva, 1689 nucleotides. RefSeq lists its product as uncharacterized. Gene Ontology annotation, molecular function: single-stranded DNA exodeoxyribonuclease activity. Gene Ontology annotation, cellular component: mitochondrion. Lineage: Eukaryota; Metazoa; Arthropoda; Insecta; Hymenoptera; Formicidae. The record is from RefSeq and is a predicted model, not a curated record. Gene Ontology annotation, biological process: mitochondrial DNA replication.